AUGUCUUAGACUUCAGAUAAGAGAUUGUGUAAAGUUCAUAAUUAAUAAAUUAUUGCCACUAAUCUUAAAGAAAUCUGUGAUGAAGAUAGUAGACAUUUAUGUGGGUAAUGUUUAACACUAAAAACUAUGGAAUAAACUAUACAUAUUAAUGAGGAGGCUUAGAACUACUUAAAUGAAAUUAAAGCAGGUUAUUAUUAAUAAAAGAGUAAAAAUAUUGAUUAAGCUUAAAAUGUACUAAGUUAACUCUAAAAUUGCAUUGAUGAGUUAAAAAGAAAUUUGGUGUAAAUUUGUGAAAAAGUCUCUUAAUAAAUUACUCAAGAGAUUGAGAGAUUAUCUAAUCUUUUGGAAAAUUUGGAUUAGACUAUCUAAUCAAUAGAUGUUUAUAAUUUUAAUGAAUUAUUUAAAAAACUAUAAAAUGAAGAUAUAGAAAAUUCACAAUUUUCAUUUAGAAAUAUUUUAUAAUCUUAGAUAUCACAAAUAUAACAUAACCAAAAAAUUGAAGAAUUCCUUCAAUAACUUAAUUCUAUUGAAUUUUAAACAAGUCAGUUGGAAAUAUAUUAAACUGAAUAAUUAUAAUAAUAUUCAGAAGAAAAAUAAAUUGUAAAUAUUUAUAGUUUUAAUUUAUAGGACACUCCAGGAUUAAAAUUAAAUUGUUAAAGUCACAAUAAAGAAAUAAUAGCCUUUGAUUUAGAUCCUGAGAGAGCUAAGGAAAAUAGAUUAGCUUGUAUUUAUUGUAUUGAAGAAAAUUCUAUAAAAUAUUGUUCAUUGACAAAGGUUUAGAAACAAUGGAAUUAAUUGGAAGAAACAAAGAAAAAGAAAUUGGAAAAAUUGCAUCAAAAGAGUUAUGAGAAUGAGUAGGUUAUAUUGUAAUAAUUAAAUUCAUUAACAGAAGUAUUUUAAGAGAAAAAAAAUGAAAUAAUGUAAUAUCUCAAAGACCAUAAUGAAGUUUUAAAUCAUACAAUUAAUACAACAUUUUAAGGAAUGAAUUAAAAUUGGCAAAAUUAUUCAAAGAAAACUCUACUUGAUAUAGUUGAAACAUUAUCUAAAAUUUAAUAAAAUGAUUAGAUUUGCUUUAAAUAAGAAAAUUAAAUAUUGGAAUAAGAGACACUAUUAAAUAAAAAUAUAUAUAAUUCUCUUUAAAAAAUAAAAGAAACUUGUUAAACAUCAUUAUAAAAGAUAUUAGAUAAGAUUUGUUAUGAUUAUGAAUAAUUCUGUUUUAUUCCUGUGAAAUAAUAAAAUAAAGAACUUAAAUUGAAAUAAAAAGAGAUUGAAUUAAAUUUAUAGAUUCAAUAAGAUAAGAAAUAAUAAAAUAUAAAAUAAACUUAAACAGAUAUGGGAUAGUAAUCUUAAGGGAAAAUUAAUUAUUUAAUGUUAUAAAAUCAUGCAAUAAGACAAGUUGAUAAUUUUAGAACAUUAAACUUUACAAAAGAGAAUGAUAUACUUAUAGCAGGAUGUAAUAAAUAAAUAUAAAUAUAUAAAUUUUGUUGGGGGUAAUUGGAACUUAUUUAAUAGAUAGAUAAACAUGAUUAGAAUAUUUGUUCAAUUUAUGUUAUGAAGAAAAGUAAAUCCUUUAUUUCUGGAGAUUUUAAUGGAAAGAUUAUCUUUUGGAUAUAUGAAGAUAAUAAAUGGAAAUUUACAACAGAAAUUAAGGAACAUACAGAUUAUGUUAAUUAGAUAUUGUUGAAUAAAGAUGAAAAUGAAAUGAUAACAUGUAGUGAUGAUAAGAGUAUAAAAUUUUAUUCAAAAGAAUAAUAAUGGAAAUGUAUUUAGACUAUAAAGAAUCAUCAAAGUAAUGUUCAUGCAAUAUCAUUAAAUACAUCAGAAAAUACUUUGAUUUCAUGUGGAUUUGAUAAUUAGAUUUUAGUAAUUGUAAAAGAUUUUCUUUCAAGAGAAUGGUAAGUAAAAUAAACAAUUAAGAAUGAAAUUUAUGGCUAUAGGAUUUGUUUCAUUAAAAAUAAUCAUUUCUUUUUUCAACCUUAAGGACAAUAGAAAAUGUGGUUAUAUAAAAAAUCUAGUCAGAAUGGUGAGUUUGAGAAGACUAAAGAAUUUGAUGUGAAUAAGAUAUAUAGCAGUUGUAGUAGAUGGUUUUAAAUGGAAUAUAAAGAAUAGAAUUAAUUGUUAUUAUGUAAGAAUGGAAAUUGUGUUAAUUUAUUUAAAGUUUUGGAUGAUUAUUCAUUAAAAGCUGAAUAAACCAUUACAUUUGAAACUUAAGGCAUAUUUGGAGCAAUUACUAGUGAUUCCCUAUAUCUAAUAUUAUGGGAUGAUAAAUCUAAGUAAUUUUAGAUUAGAAAAUAAUAUGAUGAAUGA
Molecule: messenger RNA, 2307 nt
Organism: Paramecium pentaurelia
Lineage: Eukaryota; Ciliophora; Oligohymenophorea; Peniculida; Parameciidae
Source: the annotation of a GenBank genome assembly